AUCCGAGUCCCGGAGAAAUCGAUCGUAGCUCGGAGCCCUUUCUCUUUCAUAAAGAUCAUUUCUCCCAAGAGGGAAACAAAGUUCGUUUCUUUUAUCGUCAAAAUCUUUCAAUUUUCAUCAAUUCUUCGUUUUAUCGAACGCACGUCAAACCCUUUAUCCCCUUCAUUGCUUUUUUUCUUUUUCUCUUUGCGGGUCAAGCUUCGAUUCGAGCUUUUUAGGGUUCCCUAUCUGAAUCUGACGACAAGUUAAACCCUCUUGCGGGUUUUUCUUCAAAUUUCUGAAAACAGAGUAAAGCUUUAAAAAGGGAUAUCUUUCGUUUUGGAUGGGAAGUCUCUGUAACUAAACUACCUAGCGAUAUGGAGACACAAAUUCAUCAACUUGAGCAGGAAGCAUAUACCGCUGUCUUACGGGCUUUUAAAGCGCAGUCUGAUGCAAUUUCUUGGGAAAAAGAAAGCUUGAUAACUGAAUUACGUAAGGAAUUGAGAGUAUCUGAUGACGAACAUCGAGAGCUUCUGAGUAGGGUCAAUAAGGAUGAUACUAUCCAAAGAAUAAGAGAUUGGAGACAAGGAGGCGGAAGCCAAAAUACUAGACAUGCAACUAUUCAGCCUUUUGAUGUUCUUCCUAGUCCCACUUUCUCAGCUGCCCGAAAGAAACAGAAAACAUUCCAAUCUUAUCAUCCAUCAAUUGGUGUGACUGGAAAUAGGUCAUUCAAUAAUCGUGUGGUACCCAGUGGCAUAUCAGGAAAUGAAUCUGCUGAAGCUUUGAUCGGAAGAAAAGUGUGGACUAAAUGGCCUGAAGAUAACCACUUCUAUGAAGCAAUUAUAACCCAGUACAAUGCAGAUGAUGGUCGGCAUGCUUUGGUGUAUGAUAUACACGCAGCUAAUGAAACGUGGGAAUGGGUUGAUCUCAAGGAGAUACCACCCGAAGAUAUAAGGUGGGAUGGGGAGGAUAGUGGGGUAGCUUUAAACAUUGGACAUGGAAGUGGAUCAUUCCGUGGCAACCGAAGAAGCCAAAUCCAUGGUGGUAGAGGGAGAGGACCCAGAAUUCAUCAACCAAGAAGAGAACUUGUACCACCACCAACACAACAGAAUGGUGGUGGUGGUCGUAGAACUUCCUCUGAUGAUAUUGAAUUGUUCAACACAGACUCGCUUGUGAAGGAGGUGGAGAGAGUUUUCGAUUCUGCGCACCCUGAUCCGCUCGAGCUCGAUAAGGCCAAGAAAAUGCUAAAGGAACAUGAACAGGCACUCAUUGCUGCCAUAGCAAGGCUUGCUGAUACUUCUGAUGGCGAACUCGAUGGAGAUCCACCAUAUUCGCAUGAUCAUCCAAUGCCACAGGGAUGAGAGAAAUACUCUGUCUGUCUGUCUGUCUGAUAUACUCAGGAUUUGGUCGUCAAGGACUCUGGAUUUAAGAAGAAACAGUUGUGCUCGUAAGAGAUUGCUAAGAAGAGGAAGGGAGCCUUCCUCUAAAUUGUUGUCACUAAAAUGUAAGAAAAAAAUUAAGUUGUUAGGGAUUUGGAACGCCUAGGAUUUUUUGGUUGUAAGCACAAGUAUGUUGUUUAGAGAGUGUAACCUGUGACUAUGAUUGACCAUGUAAAUGUUGCUGAGUUUUUUUACCUCCAA
Molecule: messenger RNA, 1619 nt
Organism: Capsella rubella
Lineage: Eukaryota; Viridiplantae; Streptophyta; Magnoliopsida; Brassicales; Brassicaceae
Product: protein EMSY-LIKE 1
Exons: 10
Coding region: 357-1340 (327 amino acids)
Biological process (GO): defense response to fungus
Cellular component (GO): nucleus
Source: RefSeq, a predicted model, not a curated record